CCUGAUCCCUGGUAAGAGGAUCCAGGUCAGUGUGUCUUUUGCAGGAGCAGGCGUUUGGUUUGACAGAGCAGCUGCCUGACCUGUAGCACUGUCCUGUCGUAGCUGUGAGUCAGCGUCCAGAAACAGUCUCUCAGCCUUCCGCUCGGCACCAGGACGCUACAAGGGUGUAACCAAGCCACACUCAUGCUCAACAUUCUGGAUUAACAAUCAUUGGACAGAGGAGGUUUAUGUGAAGUCUGUUGAUGAAGGAGUGGACAAGUUGAACUUGAAGCUUACAGGAGGACCAAAGUUUUAAGAUACUGUAAGUCCUGGAAUCCAGUCUGAAAGGAGUGAGUGUAGUCCCUCAGGCAGCAGGAUGGUAGUGUUAUCUUUGAAGAUCUGCGUGAGGCAGUGCAAUGUGGUGAAGACUAUGCAGUUUGAGCCGGCCACAGCCGUGUAUGAUGCGUGCCGGGUCAUUAGAGAGAGAGUUCCGGAAGCUCAGACUGGACAGGCAUCAGAAUAUGGGCUGUUCCUAUCAGACGAGGACCCGCGGAAAGGUAUCUGGCUUGACGGCGGAUGCACGCUGGACUACUAUAUGCUGAGAAAUGGGGACAUCCUCGAAUAUAAGAAAAAGCAAAGACCACAGAAGAUUAAAAUGCUGGACGGUGCCGUGAAGACCAUAAUGGUGGACGACUCUAAAACAGUUGGAGAGCUUCUUGUCACAAUCUGCAGUAGAAUAGGAAUCACAAACUACGAGGAGUACUCCCUGAUUCAGGAGGAAGUGGAGGAGAAAAAGGAAGAAGGGAUGGGCACACUGAGGAAAGACAGAACUCUGUUGAGGGAUGAUAGAAAGAUGGAGAAACUCAAAGCCAAACUGCACACAGAUGAUGAAUUGAACUGGCUGGAUCAUGGGCGUACGUUUCGAGAGCAGGGAGUGGAAGAGAGUGAGACUCUGCUUUUGAGGAGGAAGUUUUUCUACUCUGAUCAGAACGUGGACUCUCGGGACCCGGUCCAGCUUAAUCUGCUCUAUGUACAGGCUCGUGAUGACAUUCUCAAUGGUUCUCACCCUGUCUCGUUUGAUAAGGCGUGCGAGUUUGGUGGCAUCCAGACACAGAUCCAGUUCGGCCCUCACAUAGAACAUAAGCACAAAGUUGGAUUCCUGGACUUGAAAGAGUUCCUACCUAAAGAAUACAUCAAGCAGAGAGGGGCUGAGAAGAAAAUCUUUCAGGAACACAAGGCUUGUGGUGAAAUGACAGAGAUCGAAGCCAAAGUGAAGUAUGUGAAACUGGCCAGGUCACUCAGAACUUAUGGAGUCUCCUUCUUCCUGGUGAAGGAGAAGAUGAAGAGCAAGAAUAAGCUGGUGCCUCGUUUGCUGGGCAUAACCAAAGAAUCAGUGAUGCGAGUGGAUGAGAAAACCAAAGAGGUGCUGCAGGAGUGGCCCCUUACCACAGUCAAGAGAUGGGCUGCUUCUCCUAAGAGCUUUACUCUGGAUUUUGGAGAGUAUCAGGAAAGCUAUUAUUCAGUCCAGACCACAGAGGGGGAGCAAAUCUCCCAGCUCAUCGCUGGCUACAUUGACAUCAUCCUCAAAAAGAAACAGAGUAAAGAUCGCUUUGGCUUGGAAGGUGAUGAAGAAGCCACCAUGCUAGAGGAAUCAGUCUCUCCAAAGAAGUCCACUAUUCUACAGCAGCAGUUUAAUCGAGUUGGCCGUGCAGAGCAUGGGUCAGUGGCAUUACCCGGUGUCUUGAGGACCAGCUCAGUUGGCCCAGAGACUCUAAAUGUGGGCACCAUGCCAUCACCACAACAACAGAUCACAACUGGACAGAUGCACCUCGGGCACAUGCCACCACUGAGUGCAGCCCAGCAAGCUCUGGUGGGGACCAUUAACACCAGCAUGCAGGCAGUGCAGCAAGCUCAGGCAGACCUAGAGGAAGUAGAGGAGUUGCCUCCAUUGGGAAACGAUAUGGCCUCCAAAGUAUGGAUCCAGAACAAAGUGGAUGAGUCCAAACAUGAGAUUCACUCACAGGUGGGCGCCAUCACUGCUGGUACUGCCUCUGUGGUCAAUCUCACAGCGGGUGACCCAACAGACACAGACUACACUGCAGUAGGCUGUGCUAUCACGACUAUAUCGUCCAAUCUAACCGAGAUGUCGAAGGGUGUGAAGCUGCUGGCAGCUCUGAUGGAGGAUGAGGUGGGCAGUGGUCAGGACCUGAUGAGGGCUGCCAGGACAUUAACUGGGGCUGUGUCCGAUCUGCUUAAAGCUGUGGAGCCUGCCUCAGGAGAGCCUAGGCAGACAGUGUUGACUGCUGCUGGCAGUAUUGGUCAAGCAAGUGGGGACCUUCUCCGGCAGAUUGGAGAGAAUGAAACUGAUGAGAGGUUUCAGGAUGUUCUGAUGAAUCUGGCUAAGGCUGUAGCUAAUGCAGCAGCCAUGAUGGUCCUAAAGGCUAAGAAUGUAGCCCAGGUGUCUGAGGAUACAGUCCUGCAGAACAGGGUCAUUGCAGCGGCAACCCAGUGUGCCCUCUCCACCUCACAGCUAGUGGCCUGUGCUAAGGUGGUGAGCCCCACUAUCAGCUCCCCUGUGUGUCAGGAGCAGCUGAUUGAGGCAGGCAAACUGGUGGACCGCUCAGUGGAAGGCUGUGUGAAGGCCUGCCUCUCUGCCACUGAUGAUGGAGUGCUGCUGAAGGCGGUCAGUGCUGCCGCUAGUGUGGUCACUCAGACUCUGGCAGACCUCCUCACACACGUGCGAAAUUAUGCUUCGCGUGGUGAGCCAAUUGGCCGAUACGACCAGGCCACAGAUGCCAUCAUGACUGUUACCGAAAGCAUCUUCAGUUCAAUGGGAGAUGCUGGUGAGAUGGUGAAGCAGGCACGGUUGCUGGCUCAGGCCACGUCUGAUCUGGUCAAUGCAAUGAGGUCAGAUGCAGAGGCAGAGAUCGAUGUGAACAACUCGAAGAAGCUCCUUGCUGCUGCCAAGCUGCUUGCCGAUGCCACUGCUCGCAUGGUGGAAGCUGCAAAGGGAGCAGCAGCUUAUCCUGAGAAUGAGGACCAGCAGCAGAAACUGCGUGAGGCAGCAGAGGGGCUGCGCGUAGCCACCAAUGCAGCUGCCCAGAAUGCCAUCAGAAAGAAACUCAUUACCAAGCUAGAGAAUGCGGCAAAACAAGCUGCUGCAGCUGCCACUCAGACCAUUGCUGCAUCCCAGAAUGCAGCAGCUUCCAACAAGAAUACUGCUGUCCACCAACAACUGGUUCAGAGUUGCAAGGCUGUAGCUGACCAUAUUCCUCAGCUGGUGCAGGGUGUGCGGAACAGUCAGGGCCAACCUGAAGAUGGCAGUGCCCAACUUGCCCUCAUUAUUGCCAGCCAAAAUUUCCUCCAGCCUGGCAGUAAGAUGGUGGCCUCAGCCAAGUCUUCUGUCCCAACAGUGGGGGAUCAGGCGGCAGCCAUGCAGUUGGGCCAGUGUGCUAAGAACCUGGCCACUAGCCUGGCAGAACUCCGCACCGCUGCCCAAAAGGCUUAUGAAGCUUGUGGUUCAAUGGAGAUAGACUCUGCCCUCACUGCUGUACAGACUCUGAGGAACGAGCUCCAGGAUGCCAAGAUGGCUGCCAUCAAGCAACAGCUCAAGCCUCUGCCUGGAGAAUCAUUAGAGAAAUGUGCCCAGGACCUUGGCAGUACCUCUAAAGCUGUUGGAUCGUCAAUGGCUCAGUUGCUUACCUGUGCUGCCCAGGGCAAUGAACAUUACACAGGGGUUGCUGCUAGAGAGACUGCUCAGGCUCUAAAGACUCUUGCACAGGCAGCGAGGGGUGUGGCUGCAGCGACGUCUGACCCAGCAACAGCUUCAGCUAUGUUGGAUUCUGCCCGUGAGGUCAUGGAUGGCUCGACAGUGUUAAUUUCGGAGGCCAAACAGGCAUUGGUCGCCCCCGGUGAUACUGAGAGCCAACAGAGACUAGCACAGGUGGCGAGGUCUGUGUCUCACUCCCUCAGUGCGUGUGUGAACUGCCUUCCAGGGCAGAAGGAUGUUGACAUGGCUCUGAAGAACAUUGGUGAAGCCAGCAAAAAACUGCUGAUGGAAACAAUUCCUCCUUGCAGUAAAUCCUUCCAGGAAGCUCAGAGUGAUUUAAAUCAAACAGCAGCUGAUCUAAACCAGUCUGCAGGUGAUGUGGUCCAUGCCUCCAAAGGAACCAGCAGUCAGCUUGCCGAUGCUUCUGGAAAGUUCAGCGAAGACUUUGAUGAGUUUCUGGAUGCUGGCAUUGAGAUGGCUGGCCACACACAGAGUAAGGAAGACCAGUUCCAGGUGAUUGGAAAUCUGAAGAACAUCUCCAUGGCCUCCAGUAAGCUCCUGCUGGCUGCCAAGUCUUUGUCUGUGGACCCUGGAGCAGCUAAUGCCAAGAGCCUGCUUGCUGCUGCCGCCAGGUCUGUAACUGACAGCGUUAACCAGUUGAUUAAUCUGUGUACACAGCAAGUCCCGGGGCAGAAGGAGUGUGACAGUGCGCUCAGAGAGCUGGAGGCUGUGAGGGGGUUGCUGGACAAUCCUAAUGAGCCAGUCAAUGAUCUCUCGUAUUUUGACUGCAUUGAGAGUGUCAUGGAGAGCUCUAAGGUCCUUGGUGAGUCUAUGGCUGGUAUCUCCCACAACUGUAAGACAGGAGAUGUUCCAGCUUUUGGAGAUUGUGUAGCUGUGGCCUCUAAAGCUUUAUGUGGGCUGACUGAGGCGGCUGGACAGGCUUCAUACCUAGUAGGCGUGUCUGAUCCUAACAGCCAAACAGGUCAUCAGGGCUUAGUGGAUCCCGUUCAGUUUGCUCGAGCCAAUCAGGCAAUCCAGAUGGCCUGUCAGAACCUCGUGGACCCAGGCAGUAGUCCCUCUCAGGUGCUCUCUGCUGCUACUAUUGUGGCAAAACACACUUCAGCCUUGUGUAACGCCUGUCGUCUGGCCUCUUCUAAGACGGCAAACCCUGUUGCCAAGCGUCACUUUGUCCAGUCAGCCAAAGAGGUGGCAAAUAGCACAGCCAGCCUGGUCAAAACUAUUAAGGCUCUUGAUGGGGAUUUCUCUGAUGAGAACCGUGAAAAUUGCCGUGUUGCAACAGCUCCCCUCAUUGAAGCUGUGGACAAUCUGACUACUUUUGCUUCUAACCCAGAGUUUGCCAGUGUUCCUGCACUAAUAAGCAGGGAGGGGUCUGCUGCACAGGAGCCAAUCCUCCAAUCAGCACGGUCCAUGCUGGAUAGCUCCACCCAGCUCCUAAAGACUGCACGCUCCUUGGUUAUGAACCCUAAAGACCCUCCCACAUGGUCCUUACUUGCUAGCCAUUCACGUACUGUGUCGGACUCCAUCAAAAGCCUCAUCACUGCUAUCAGGGACAAGGCUCCUGGUCAGAGGGAGUGUGACUCUGCAAUAGACAGCAUUAAUAAAUGUAUCAGAGAUAUUGAGCGUGCCUCCCUUGCUGCUAUUAGUCAAAAUCUACCCACCCGAGAGGACAUCUCAUUGGAGGCUUUGCAGGAGCAACUAAUGUCAUCAGUGCAGGAAGUGGGUCACUUGAUUGAGCCCAUCUCCACAGCAGCCAAAGGAGAGGCAGCACAGCUGGGACAUAAGGUAUCUCAGCUUGCUAGUUACUUUGAGCCUCUGCACAGUGCAGCAGUGGGCAUGGCCUCUAAAAUCAUGCACCACCAGCAGCAGAUGAACCUUCUAGAUCAGACCAAGACCCUAGCGGAGUCUGCCCUGCAGAUGCUCUAUGCUGCCAAGGAAGGCGGUGGGAACCCAAAGCAGGCGACUCUUACCCAUGAUGCCAUAGCAGAGGCAACCCAACUGAUGAGGGAGGCUGUCGAUGACUUAAUGGUGACCCUGAAUGAGGCUGCCAGUGAGGUGGGCAUAGUGGGUGGCAUGGUGGAUUCCAUUGCUGAUUCCAUGGGCAAGUUGGGGGAGGGGACGCCACCAGAGCCAGAGGGUUCCUUUGUGGACUACCAGACCACCAUGGUGAAGUAUUCCAAAGCCAUUGCUGUAACUGCGCAGGAGAUGAUGACAAAGUCAGUGAGUGCUCCAGAGGAGUUGGGUAGUUUAGCAUCUCAGGUCACAGGAGACUACAGUCAACUUGCACUACAAGGAUGUCUUGCUGCGGCUACAGCAGAGCCUGAAGAGAUUGGAGUGCAAAUAAAGAUGCGGGUGCAGGAGCUGGGCCAUGGCUGCCUUGUGUUAGUGCAGAAAGCUGGAGCUUUACAGAUCUGCCCGUCUGACUCCAUAACUAAGAGAGAACUCAUUGAGUAUGCACGAGUCGUCACUGAAAAGGUCUCUAUGGUGUUGUCAGUGCUACAGGCUGGUAAUAAGGGCACUCAGGCAUGCAUUACUGCAGCUAGUGCUGUGUCCGGCAUCAUCGCUGACCUUGACACCACCAUCAUGUUUGCCUCAGCUAGCACACUCAAUGCUGAAACUGACACAGAUUCCUUUGCUGAGCAUAGAGAGAAUAUUCUGAAGACGGCUAAAGCUCUGGUGGAGGACACCAAGAACCUGGUGUCUGGUGCUGCAUCUGGUCAGGAGAAGCUGGCCCGGGCAGCCCAGUCAUCAGCCAAGACCAUCACACAGCUCACUGAUGUGGUGAAACUGGGAGCGGCAAGCAUCGGCCCUGAUGACCCCGAGACUCAGGUGGUGUUGCUCAAUGCAGUGAAAGAUGUUGCCAAAGCUUUAGCUGAACUCAUUGGUGCCACCAAGUGUGCAGCAGGCAAAGCAGCUGAUGACUCAUCUAUGUUCCAGCUCAAAAGUGCAGCUAAGGUGAUGGUAACUAAUGUGACAUCUUUGCUGAAGACCGUGAAAGCAGUGGAAGACGAGGCUACUAGAGGCACCAGAGCACUGGAGGCCACCAUUGAGUGUAUUAGACAAGAACUCACUGUUUUUCAGUCUAAAGACACUCCAGGGAAAUUCACCACUCCUGAGGAGUUCAUUAGGAUGACCAAGGGCAUCACCACAGCAACUGCUAAAGCUGUGGCUGCUGGAAACUCCGCCAGACAGGAAGAUGUAAUUUCGACAGCUAACCUUAGCCGCAAAGUUAUCGCAGACAUGCUGACAGCAUGCAAGCAAGCAGCGUAUCAUGAUGGGGUCAGUGAGGAGGUCAGGAGCAGAGCUCUUCUGUAUGGAACCGAAUGCACCAAUGGAUAUGUAGAACUACUAGAGCAAGUUCUGCAGGUCCUUCAGAGGCCCACAGCCGAGCAGAAGCAGCACUUGGCAGUGUUCUCCAAACGAGUAGCAGGAGCUGUUACUGAACUCAUUCAGACAGCAGAAGCUAUGAAAGGCACUGAGUGGGUAGACCCAGAGGAUCCUACAGUGAUUGCUGAAACAGAGCUACUGGGAGCUGCGGCCUCGAUUGAAGCAGCUGCCAAAAAACUGGAGCAGCUGAAACCUAGAGCUAAACCAAAGCAAGCUGAUGAGAGUCUGGACUUUGAGGAGCAGAUUUUAGAAGCAGCCAAAUCUAUUGCUGCAGCAACUAGUGCCUUGGUAAAAUCAGCUUCAGCUGCCCAAAGAGAGCUUGUGGCACAGGGCAAGGUGGGCUCUAUCCCUGCUAAUGCUGAGGACGAUGGCCAGUGGUCACAAGGACUCAUCUCAGCUGCACGUAUGGUUGCAGCAGCAACCAGUAACCUGUGUGAAGCCGCAAAUGCGUCAGUGCAAGGCCAUGCCACUGAGGAGAAGCUCAUUUCUUCAGCCAAGCAGGUAGCUGCAUCCACCGCCCAACUGCUGGUGGCCUGCAAAGUGAAAGCUGACCAGGACUCUGAGGCGAUGAGGAGAUUACAGGCUGCAGGCAACGCAGUGAAGCGAGCAUCAGAUAAUCUGGUAAAAGCUGCUCAGAAAGCAGCCUUUGACAAGGCAGAUGACGAAAAUGUGGUGGUCAAGACCAAGUUUGUCGGAGGAAUUGCUCAGAUUAUUGCUGCACAGGAAGAGAUGUUGAGGAAGGAGAGAGAGUUGGAAGAGGCCAGGAAGAAGCUUGCUCAGAUUAGACAACAACAGUACAAAUUUCUGCCCAGCGAGCUUAGAGGGGAUGAGGACUGAAUGGCCACCAACUAGUUUUUGUGUGUGUGAGUCCCUAUGUGUGUGUGGUGAUGAUAUUUAUACAUGAACUUCUGAAGAUGGACACCAUUGAUUUCUGUAUAUGGUGCAGCAAUGAAUGUUUGAAA
Colossoma macropomum (tambaqui) is the source of this 8115-nucleotide messenger RNA. RefSeq names its product talin 2a (gene tln2a). Gene Ontology annotation, biological process: cell-cell adhesion. Gene Ontology annotation, cellular component: ruffle; focal adhesion; cytoskeleton. Gene Ontology annotation, molecular function: integrin binding; structural constituent of cytoskeleton; actin filament binding. Bases 356 to 7990 code for a protein of 2544 amino acids. NCBI's taxonomy places the organism in Eukaryota, Metazoa, Chordata, Actinopteri, Characiformes, Serrasalmidae. The record is from RefSeq and is a predicted model, not a curated record. The transcript is spliced from 58 exons.